UAAAAGGCACAUAGAGUUUUGCACCGCUUCUGACGGUGCUCUUGAGCCAAGUAGCAUCUGGGCGGAAGUAGCCCAUCUAGGGCUCGGCCUCUUUAAAGGAACAGAGACUUCUGCAACCUUGGGAAUACUUUUGGGGUCGCUGGCUGUUGAACAGAGCAAUUGUUCGCUGAAGCAGAAUUGUGUGUGGAACUCAGGCCCUGGCUUGGAGCCAUUUUCUGGCCUAGGCCGUCUGCCCUUCUGUACCCCUGGAGGGGAAGUCUACAGUGCCUGUGGAUCUGGGAGGCAUGUUCAGGAGUGCCGCAGGCCUCUCGGUGCACCUGGUGUGGCCACUCUGGGGAAGGAAGGCUGGAGCCUCACUCAGCCGGUGCGUGCACCAAUCUCACACCAUGGCCAAACGGCUGCAGGCUCGAAGGCUGGAUGGGAUCGAUCACAACCCCUGGUUGGAGUUUAUCAGACUGUCCAAGGAGUAUGACGUCGUGAACUUGGGCCAGGGCUUCCCUGACUUCUCACCUCCAGACUUUGCUGUGCAAGCUUUUCAGCAGGCUACCAGUGAGAACUUCAUGCUCAACCAGUACACCAUGGCAUUUGGCUACCCACCUCUGACAAAGAUACUGGCAAGUUUCUUUGGCAAACUGCUGGGACAGGAGAUGGACCCACUCAAGAACGUGCUGGUGACUGUGGGUGCCUAUGGGGCUUUGUUCACAGCCUUUCAGGCCCUGGUGGAUGAAGGAGACGAGGUCAUCAUCAUAGAGCCUGCUUUUGAUUGUUACGAACCCAUGACAAUGAUGGCUGGAGGUCACCCUGUGUUUGUGUCCCUGAGGCCGAACCCUCCUCCUAAGGGGCAACUCGGAUCCAGUAAUGAUUGGCAACUGGAUCCCACAGAACUGGCCAGCAAGUUCACACCUCGCACCAAGGUCCUGGUCCUCAACACACCCAACAACCCUUUGGGAAAGGUGUUCUCUAAGAUGGAGCUGGAGCUGGUGGCUGCUCUGUGCCAGCAGCAUGAUGUCCUGUGCAUCUCUGAUGAGGUCUACCAGUGGCUGGUCUAUGAUGGGCAGCAGCACAUCAGCAUCGCCAGCCUCCCUGGCAUGUGGGAUCGGACCCUGACCAUUGGCAGCGCAGGCAAAAGCUUCAGUGCCACUGGCUGGAAGGUGGGCUGGGUCAUGGGUCCAGAUAACAUCAUGAAGCACCUGCGGACUGUGCACCAGAACUCUAUCUUCCACUGCCCCACACAGGCCCAGGCUGCAGUAGCCCAGUGCUUUGAGCGGGAGCAGCAACACUUUGGACAACCCAGCAGCUACUUUUUGCAGCUGCCACAGGCCAUGCAUCUAAACCGAGAUCACAUGAUCCGUAGCCUGCAGUCAGUGGGCCUCAAGCCCAUGAUCCCCCAGGGCAGCUACUUCCUCAUUGCAGACAUCUCAGACUUCAAGAGUGAGAUGCCUGACCUGCCUGGCGCUCUGGAUGAGCCCUAUGACAGACGCUUUGUCAAGUGGAUGAUCAAAGCCAAGGGCCUGGUGGCCAUCCCUGUCUCCAUCUUCUUCAGCCGGCCCCAUCAGAAGGACUUUGACCACUACGUCCGAUUCUGUUUUGUGAAGGACAAGGCCACACUCCAGGCCAUGGAUGAGAGGCUGUGCAGGUGGAAAGGAGAUCUCCAACCCUGAGGCUGCCCUCAGCCCAUCUCACACCCUGAGGCCUCAGCUGUGCCUAGCACAGGGGUGGCACUGGAGGGCCCAGCUGUGUGACUGGGCAUGUUUCCAGGAAAGAGGCCAUUUCUUGGGGGUUUCAGCCAUCUUUUUCCCAGUGUCUGGACUGCUGUAUUGGAUUGGGGGCCAGUCCUGGGCCUCAGUCUACUCCUCUGUAGGUUGCUUGUAGGUUGUCUUGGUUGUUUCUGGCCUCUCUGCCUGGGACAGGAAAGGAUGGAGUAUCAGGCCUGGAGUCCCAGCCCCAGCCCCAGCCCCAGCCCCAGCCCCAGCCCCAGCCCCAGCCCCAGCCCCAGCCCCAGCCCCAGCCCCAGCCCCAGCCCCAGCCCCAGCCCCACCUUAGACCUGCUGAGGCUCCACGGCUUCUCCACCACUUCUCAUGUGACCACGAUGUGGCUACUGUUCCUAAUAAAGUUUUAAGUUAUUAGAACCCUCAA
Molecule: messenger RNA, 2137 nt
Organism: Arvicanthis niloticus (Nile rat)
Lineage: Eukaryota; Metazoa; Chordata; Mammalia; Rodentia; Muridae
Gene: Kyat1
Product: kynurenine aminotransferase 1
Biological process (GO): biosynthetic process
Cellular component (GO): mitochondrion; cytoplasm
Molecular function (GO): pyridoxal phosphate binding; L-kynurenine:2-oxoglutarate transaminase activity
Source: RefSeq, a predicted model, not a curated record